CGCCACAUUUAGGACCAAAAGUGAAUUGAUCGAGGAGCGACAUAGGUGUCGAGGAGCAGGCUGCCAUGGUGGACUAUUGGGUGUCCAAGGAGAGGCACUACUGCAAGUACUGCAAUGCGUGGAUGCAGAACGACAAGAUGAGCAUUAAGCACCACGAGCAAGGUCGUAGACACAAGGAGAAGGUCGAGGAGACGCUCAAACAUAAGCGUAAAGCCAAAUCAGAGGCCAAUAACUCGCAAAAGGAGCUGAAUGACCAGCUAAAGCAGAUCGAAGAGGCUGCACAGGCCAAAUAUGCGCAGGAUAUGGCUAACAGACGAGCACCACCGCCUCCUCCUAGACCAGGACAUAGCAACGCACCACCUCCACCACCCCGGAGACCAGGACAGAGCAGUGCAAGUGCUCCACCACCACCACGCAGAGAGAUACACAGUAAUAUCACCGCUCCACCUCCACAACAACCUUCAAGUGGACAGUAUCGUCCUCCUAUCAUACCAGAGGAGCCCGAGGAGAAAGACGAGGACGACAAAGGAGUCUACGCUGUACGCGGUGUUGUCUAUUUAGAAGGCAAGAAGCACGAAUCACAAUUGGAGACAGGAAGCGCGUGCCAGAUUUGGGUCGAGGAGGCUGAGAAAUGGGUCGACGCUCUGGUGGAACAGGCCACCGUUCACACAGUUCCUAAUACCGAGCUGAGCUUCAGACGGUUCAAAGUCAUGUACAUGUUGCCACCAUCCGAAGAAGCCGCGAAGAAUGGCGAGAAACCCAAGCCAAUGACGGAACAUGAAGUACGUGCAGACAGGUUACGCAUCCCUCUGCCAGCCAACGUGACGUUGGAAGCUGCAGAGAAAAUGGUGGAUCAGUGGCGCAACGAUGGAGACGCGACAGAUAGAAACUCAAAGCCAUCGGUAUUAAUCGACGAGACCACCGGCAUGGGCAUGUGGAGUACAGUGGAAGUGCGACAGAUCGACGAAAGCCCCGAAGCUGUAGCGAAACGUGCAGCCGAAGCGGAGGCUGAAGCGGAGCGCACUGCCGACGAGCAGAAGCGACUUGAUGCGCUUGAAGAUUUCUCGUCGCAAGGUGACAAUGCUCUGGGUGCAUUUAACCCGUGGGGAGGCAGCUAUAAAGGUGUGAAUAUUGACGAUACUGCUAGUGAAUCAACUGGUACUGCCCCUCGUGAGGAGAUUAACAUCACUACGAACGGGAACGUGAGUUUCAAGAAGCGCGGCCAGAAGAAGCAGAAACGCAGGAGGAUACACACUGAUGACGAGUAAAUAAAUCCAAGCACAGCUGCUCCAUCGCCCUCAGUACUAUUGUUUGUGGCUUGUAUUUUGCUUUU
This is a messenger RNA of Phytophthora nicotianae INRA-310, 1333 nucleotides long. RefSeq lists its product as hypothetical. The record is from RefSeq and is a predicted model, not a curated record. Gene Ontology annotation, molecular function: RNA binding; zinc ion binding. The transcript is spliced from 2 exons. Gene Ontology annotation, biological process: mRNA splicing, via spliceosome. The coding region runs from base 66 to 1268 and encodes 400 amino acids. Gene Ontology annotation, cellular component: precatalytic spliceosome; nucleus. NCBI's taxonomy places the organism in Eukaryota, Oomycota, Peronosporomycetes, Peronosporales, Peronosporaceae.